AUUCAGCGCAGUGCGAGCGACUGAGUGGCCGCAUCAGCACCACUAGCUGUAGCAUCUUGAAGCUGACGUGUGGCUUGUGGCUGCCGUAGCAUCUCCAUCGGUUGUACAUAGGAGGGGCUGGCGGGGAGGUGUGACAGCACACGCAUGCCGCGGUGGAAAGCCGAGGGGAGCUAGUCGGGGGGCUCGACGGGGGGCUCGGGGGACAAGAGGGAACGGGGACGACUGGUAGCAGCAGAAGAAGUGUAGCAGCAGCGGCACCAUGGCGCAAGCCGCCAAGCAGCUCCGCAAGACCAAGGACCUCGCCGAGGCCGCCGCCCAGGAGCAGCGGGAGAAGGAGGAGGACAAGAUCAAAAAGAGGAAUCGAUCCAGGGAUCGCAGGCGCAAGGCUGAUGCAUCCACCAGUUUUCUGCGCGCCGCUCGUUCAGGCAACCUGGACAAAGCUCUGGAUCACAUCAAGAAUGGCAUCGAUAUCAAUAUAGCUAAUCAGAACGGUCUCAACGGGUUACAUCUAGCCUCUAAAGAAGGUCACGUAAAAAUGGUCCUGGAGCUCCUCCAUUCAGGCAUCGAACUAGAAGCCACAACCAAGAAAGGCAACACUGCUCUGCAUAUCGCGGCACUGGCAGGCCAGGAAAAAGUGGUGGCUGAGCUUGUCAAUUAUGGAGCCAACGUUAAUGCCCAGUCACAUAAAGGGUUCAGUCCUCUCUAUAUGGCAGCACAGGAAAAUCACCUCGAGGUGGUCAAGUUCCUGCUGGAGAACGGCGCCAAUCAGAGUCUCCCCACCGAGGACGGCUUCACCCCUCUGGCAGUGGCCCUGCAGCAGGGCCAUGAAAACGUCGUAGCACUGCUCAUCAACUAUGGCACCAAAGGCAAGGUCCGCCUCCCCGCACUGCACAUCGCCGCCCGAAAUGACGACACACGCACCGCCGCUGUGCUCCUGCAGAAUGACCCCAAUCCUGAUGUUCUCAGCAAGACCGGUUUCACCCCUCUACACAUCGCAGCCCACUAUGAGAAUAUGAGCGUAGCCCAGCUGCUGCUAAACAGAGGAGCCAACGUAAACUUCACCCCGAAGAACGGCAUCACACCACUUCACAUCGCCUCCAGGAGGGGCAAUAUGAUGAUGGUCCGACUCCUGCUGGACAGAGGGGCCCAGAUCGAUGCCAAAACCAAGGAUGAAUUGACUCCCCUUCACUGUGCAGCUCGAAACGGACACGUUCGCAUCAUUGAGAUCUUGCUAGAACACGGUGCUCCCCUCCAAGCUAAGACCAAGAAUGGUCUGUCACCCAUCCACAUGGCAGCUCAGGGGGAUCACAUGGACUGCGUGAGACAGCUUCUCCAAUACAACGCAGAAAUCGAUGACAUCACACUGGACCAUUUAACGCCUCUUCAUGUAGCGGCCCAUUGUGGUCACCAUCGUAUGGCCAAAGUUCUUCUGGACAAGGGAGCCAAAGCUAACGCUAGAGCUCUGAAUGGCUUCACACCGCUCCAUAUUGCAUGCAAGAAGAACCACAUGCGGUCAAUGGACUUGCUCCUCAAACACUCUGCUUCCUUAGAAGCCGUCACAGAGUCUGGCCUCACUCCUCUCCAUGUAGCAGCUUUCAUGGGUCACCUGAACAUAGUGAAGAACCUGCUCCAGAGAGGGGCUUCACCGAAUGCUUCCAAUGUGAAAGUGGAGACCCCCCUCCAUAUGGCCUCCAGAGCAGGACACUGUGAAGUUGCCCAGUUUCUCCUGCAGAACUCAGCGCAAGUGGAUGCCAAGGCGAAGGACGACCAGACCCCCUUGCACUGUGCAGCCCGUAUGGGACACAAGGAGCUGGUCAAGCUGCUUCUUGAACACAAGGCCAACCCGGACUCGUCUACCACGGCGGGGCACACCCCCUUGCACAUCGCGGCGCGGGAAGGACACAUUCAUACCAUUCGGAUCUUGUUAGAUGCUGGAGCGCAGCAGAUCAAAAUGACUAAGAAAGGCUUCACGCCCCUCCACGUGGCCUCUAAAUACGGAAAGGUGGACGUAGCAGAGCUCCUUCUCGAGAGAGGCGCCAAUCCCAAUGCGGCCGGCAAAAACGGUCUGACGCCCCUUCAUGUGGCGGUUCACCACAACAACCUGGAUGUUGUAAAACUUCUCGUCAGCAAGGGAGGAUCGGCCCACAGCACUGCCCGAAACGGUUACACGCCUCUCCAUAUAGCAGCCAAGCAGAACCAGAUGGAGGUGGCCAGUUGCCUGCUGCAGAACGGGGCGUCGCCCAAUUCCGAAUCCCUGCAAGGCAUCACGCCGCUACACUUGGCCUCACAGGAGGGACGGCCUGACAUUGUGGCACUACUCAUUUCCAAGCAAGCCAAUGUCAAUCUAGGAAACAAGAAUGGAUUGACCCCUCUCCAUCUGGUGGCUCAAGAGGGUCACGUGGGCAUCGCCGACACACUGGUCAAGCAGGGAGCGUCCGUUUAUGCCGCUACACGGAUGGGCUACACGCCCCUUCACGUGGCCUGUCACUAUGGUAACAUCAAAAUGGUCAAGUUCCUACUGCAGCAGCAGGCACACGUGAAUAGCAAAACACGGAUGGGCUACACUCCUUUGCACCAAGCAGCUCAGCAAGGUCACACUGAUAUCGUCACGUUGCUGUUAAAAAACGGAGCCCAGCCUAACGAGAUUACAUCGAACGGAACGUCUCCACUGGGCAUCGCAAAGCGUCUCGGUUACAUCUCCGUCAUCGACGUGCUUAAACUGGUGACCGAGGAAUCCGUCUCCGCGAUCACAGCCGAAAAGCAUCGGAUGAGUUUUCCCGAGACGGUGGAUGAGAUUUUGGAUGUCUCUGAGGAUGAAGGGGUCGCCCAGCUAACGUUAGGCGACGAGUUGCUCGGAAUGGACGGCGCACGCUAUUUGAAGCUUGAUGACUUUAAAGAUCAGGACGAUGACUUCCUAUCCCCAAAGAAGACGCUUCGAGAUUUCGAAGGUGGUAUGGGGACCACGCCCUACUCUCCCGCCAUUCCCAGGAUUCCUUGCGUGUCGCCCGAAACAGUUCUCCUUGAUCAACACACCCCCAUACCGCUCCCAAAGGAGUAUGACGAAGACUCUCUCAUCCCGAGCAGUCCGGCUACAGAAACUUCAGACAACGUCAGCCCGGUGGCCAGCCCCAUUCACACCGGCUUUCUAGUGAGCUUCAUGGUAGACGCCCGUGGAGGUUCCAUGCGAGGCAGCAGACAUCACGGCCUGCGAGUGAUCAUCCCUCCUCGGACCUGCGCCGCGCCGACCCGCAUCACAUGUCGCUUGGUUAAACCUCAGAAGUUGACCACCCCCCCUCCCCUGGUGGAGGGCGAGGGGCUCGCCAGCCGGAUCAUCUCGCUGGGUCCAUCCAGUAUGCAGUUCCUUGGGCCAGUUAUAGUGGAGAUCCCCCACUUUGCCUCACUGGCCCGAGGGGACCGUGAGCUCGUGGUCCUCCGCAGUGAAAACGGCUCGGUCUGGAAAGAGCACCGAAAUCGCUAUGGCGACGAAGUGCUGGAAACAAUUCUGAACGGCAUGGAUGAAGACCUGGAAAGUCAAGAGGAGCUGGAAAAGAAGCGGAUUCGUCGAAUCAUCUCCACCGACUUCCCCCUCUACUUUGCCGUGGUGUCCCGCGUUCAGCAAGAGAGCGAUCUGAUUGGUCCAGAGGGCGGGCGGCUGACCAGUAAACUGGUGCCGCAUGUUGACGCCAUCUUUCCCGAGACGGCUGUCACCAAAAGAGUGAGACUGGGACUGCAGGCCCAACCCAUCCCUGACGAAUUGCUGACUCGGCAUCUCGGCAACCAGGCGACCUUCAGCCCCGUGGUCACCAUCGAACCACGCAGGCGCAAGUUCCACCGUCCGAUCGGGCUGCGUAUUCCUCUUCCUCCAUCCUGGCGAGAGAGUCCUCGUGAUGCCGGCGAGGGCGACACCACCAGCUUGCGCCUCCUCUGCAGUGUCAUUGGUGGGACGGCACCUGCUCAGUGGGAGGACAUCACCGGGACAACCAAGCUGAUGUACGCUAACAGCUGUGCCAACUUUACAACCAAUGUCUCUGCAAGAUUUUGGCUAGCAGAUUGUCCCCGCACCGCAGAGGCCGUGACCUUCGCUAACCUUUUGUAUCGGGAACUGAUGUCCGUGCCUUAUAUGGCAAAGUUUGUUAUCUUUGCAAAGAUGAACGAGGCGCGGGAAGGACGCCUGCGUUGUUACUGCAUGACCGAUGACAAGAUGGACAAGACGCUGGAGUUGCAUGAAAACUUCACCGAAGUGGCACGGAGUCGAGACAUUGAGCUGAUGGAGGGCAUGCCGCUGCAUCUGGAAUGUUCCGGCAACCUGGUGCCUAUCAGGAAGGCCACACAGCAGCCUCGCACCUUCAGCUUCCAGGCCUUCAGAGAUAACCGGCUGCCUGUUUCUGUCAAGGUCCGAGACAGCAACAAGGACGCCACGGGGUUUUUGUCCUUCCUGAGAAAGUGCACCAAGUAUGAGGAUGCGCAGCAUGUCUUAUGCAACCUCAACAUAGCAAUGCCGCCCUGUAUCAAGGUGGCUGGAAGUGAAGAACGCAGGCGGACUUUAACACCUCUCGCCCUGAGGGAACGCUACGGUGCUCUGAACGAGCCCGGUUUGGCCGCAGUAAAUGCAAUGGAGAGGACUGAGGUGAAGAUCAAUCUCAUAUCAGAGCAACUUGGUUUAAGUUGGGCAGAGUUGGCACGAGAGCUUCAGUUUGGCGUCGAUGACAUCAAUAGGAUCCGCGUGGAGAAUCCCAACUCUUUGCUGGACCAGAGCUCCGCCUUGCUCAACCUCUGGGCUGCUAGAGAAGGCAAGAGGGCAAAAAUGGAGAGCCUGUACAUUGCUUUGAAGAACAUCGACCGUGCAGACAUCGUGAGCUCCCUGGAGGGUCAGCCCUCACAACUACUACCUGGCUCUUUGGAGGAAGGCGCUUGCCGACUGGGCGAUCGUGACUCCACCUUGCUUUCACCCAGCGUUCUCAAUGAGGUGACGGACACAAGGCCCUCGCGCCUGGUGCACAAGCCACGAGUUAUUAGACCCCCGUUUUUCAGGAGGGGUUAUGGGCUGGUUCAGGAGGAGCUGCUGUCUCCGGCCUCCAUGCAAUACAGUUUGCCUUCUCCUCUCGAUGCAGAGCCCUACUGGCAGGAUGUGUCCAGUCUGCAGUGCGCCCCCAUCGCCGCCACAGAAGAAGACACCUUGAUGGAGAUGUCGGACGUCCAGGUGUGGCCGGCGGGGGUCAGCCCCUCGUUGGUUACGGUGGAGGACUCGUCAUUGGACGGCAGCAGUCGAGCGGACGACUCGGAAGGCGCCACGCUUUCCCUUCCCUGCAGUUUGGGCCGGCCCAGCAGCGGAGCGAGCGGGGCGAGCGGCUCCCUUAUGGAGCUGGAGGAGGAAGAGGAGGAGGAAGAGGAGGAAGGGGAGGUUGAGGAGGAGGAGGAGGCGCCACUGGAGCCCAUGAGCGCGCUGGCGGAAAGGGACCGGGUCAGAGCCAGUGGCGCCGUUCCCAAGGUCAACUUGAAUGGCCAGCUGGGUGGUCAGAGGUCGGACGGGAGGAGAGGGGAGGCUCCCGUGGCGGGAGGAGGAGCCAAAAGAGGCGGGGCGGGGCUUAGUUCAGCGGAAGGCAUUUGUGUUCUUUCAGGCCUGCAGAUGUACGGCCAUCCCGAGAUGUCCCCGUUGAGUCGAGCGGGCGAGCACAAUGGAGACAACCGGUUGGUCGGGGGCGGAGCUUUUCAACCCUACUUACCCGACAAGGAUUCCCUGCAGGGCUGGGUGGGCUCGGUAUCGUCGGGCCGGGACAACAACACUCCGGGCCAGGAAGCUCUGCUGACUCCGAGAGAGGACAAAGAGGACUAUGCUGCUGACGAGCAUGGGAGGGUGCUUCAUCGGAAGGUGGGGGCGGAUGUGAGAAGGGCCGCACAGUCGGUGCAGCGCACCAGUCUUCGGAGGGUUAAAUACUGAAACACAACACACACAACCUGGUCCAUGAGGACAAGAGAGCCACUGCCAAAGCUUCCUCCACAAAACCACAUUCGGAGCGCAAAGGAAAGUGAGCGACGACACACAGACUACCAAAACAAGGAGUUACCUAAGCCCUCCACAUGUGAAACACUUCCAGAGGAAAAACAAAAUGUGUUGAAGAGAUCAACUUGUAGUUUUAUAACAUUUGUAAAGUAUCACUUCAACUAAAGCAUGAGCGUUUUUUUUUUUCUACAAAACAACCCCCCCGCCCAAAGAAAAAAAAAACAAAAAACAGCAAAUGUCACUGAACUAAGACGACAAAAAGUGCUUCCUGUGAACUGUAACUGCAUGAUGACCGCUGGUGCAUGACUUUGACCUUUUGAACUCUCAUUAUCCACAAGCUGAAGAGGGAAGGCCCACAUUUGGGUCAUGUGACCUUUUAAUGACUCAAUUGCAAAUCCGCAGCCCCAAAACAGGAGUACCCCCCCCCCCCCCACAACGACGGCCUCCGCCACUGCUUCUUUCCAUGGACCUUUUUUUUUUUGUUCUGUGCGCUUGUGGUAAAUAUGCACUCUGCUAUGUGGACGUGUGUCGCCGUACGUAUGUGUGGGGUGUCUUCUCUGCCGCAUGCCUUUCUCGCUGAGCCCUAACCCCUGAUUGGCUCAAAGGCCCUGUGAUGUCAGCACUUGGAAAGAGAGCUUGCUUUUGAGUGUCCUGUCCUUGUGUGUGCUAAAUUGUUGUUGUUGUUAUUUUUGCCCCCACGAAAAAAAAAUUCCUCGUGUUACGAGCUGAUAUAUUUUUAUUUUGAAGGGGGUUGAUUACUUUCCAUAACGCAGAGUCAUCUGUGUAGCUGACAUCAUCUCUCCCAAAACAGUAGCCGCACUUGAUAUGCAGAAUACGCUUCCGCACCUCUUUCCCCAUCACCUUGGCUGCAGGAUGUGUCCCAAAAAAAAAAAAAAAUGGAGGACAGUACAGUAUUGUGCUAUGAUGACGUGUGAUUGUGCAGGCAGCACUGUGAUUGUCAUCAUGCUCCCCGUCCCCAGACUCGUGAUGUUGUCGUCACAAAGUAAAGCACACGCAAUCGAAAUGAUUACGGACAGGUCAGGGUGUCGGAUCGUGUGAACUCGCCGCAGCAAUAAAAUCCAAAACAAGCGUGAUGAGCGCCGCUAUAGGAAGUUCUGCAUAUGUUUUUUUUGUCAUCGCCUCUUUGAUAACACACAAAAAAAAAAAACGCGGGCUGCCUCGACCUUGACGUGAGUGAGUCAGCGAGAAAACGCUGACACGGAAUUAGUUCAGGGGGAUAUCAGUGUGGGAUUGCAGACGCCUGAGAGAUUUGCAUCUGUAUUUGACAGCAUUUAGCAUAUCAAGCAGUGUUAUGUUGCAGUAGCCAAUACAAUGAUUAAAUAUCAUUUGUUAAGUUUUCUCUGAGUUUAAGUAUGUGAAUUUAGAGCAGGGGUGGGGAACCUGAUGUAAUAUUAUGGAGUAUUGGGAUUAAAAUUUAACGGACGUAUGUAUCAUAAAAAGAGUUGGAAGCAGGUAUCCCAAACAGAUUUUCUUUCAUUUUUUUUUUGGCCUGUGCCAUCCAAUAUGAGCCAAUGUUUGAUAAUUAUGGCGGAAAGCAGCUUUAAUUUGUUUUUAGGAUUGACUAAUGGGCUGAAUCAAAUUCUCUUGUGGCUCGCUUGUGGCUGAUGAGUUCUCCACCCCUUCCCUAAACAAAUCUUGGUAAACUAAUUUUCCUCUGAAUUAUUAUUUUUUUAUUAACGCAGAAACCUGAUGUUGUCAUAUCAUGGUAGCACACGCGCACUGACCAUCACUACACAAAAUAUGUAUCCCAUAAGUACUGUAAGUGCUACUGUAGCCUGACUGACUGAAUGAAUGAGCACACAUUUCACUUUUCUUUUCUUUUUACAUGGCCAGUGCAUGCACUAUAUUUGCCAAAUAUCACGUUUUCACUGGUAACAUGCCACUCAGGUUUUCAUUUCUGAAAUUAGAAAGUGUUUUUAUUUCUUGUGCAGGGCCCUACUGAUUGAGUGCGAAUUGUUUUUGGGUGAGAGACUAUUUUGUCUGUUUAGCUUUUUGGGGGUCAGGGGUAUAGGUGAAAUAUGAUGUUUUGCGUGUGAAAGAACAAGCAUGUCACUUGAAAAGAUAGCGUAACGCCCAAUGAUGUAAUUUAAAGAGUAUUGUAACAUUUAAAGCGUGGAGAAGAAGAAUAGAUCUCACCUAUACUCCUUUAGAAUGAAUACAUGACAAUGUAAACGCAAUAUCAUAUUACUCUAUCCUAAGGAAUGCAACUGCACCCAUGCACAAAAAAAAAAGAUGUUUUUAUGAAAAUAUGUGUAUAAAAAAAUAUAUAUGACAAAAUAUAUUUCAUUAGAAUGCUAUGCACCCUCAUAGAGUUGUUAUGGAUGUUCUUUCAGCAUUAUCUAGUUAGCCCAAGCCCACCAUGGGGAAUGUAGAGGCUAUGUAGCUUUGAACACUUUUUUUUUUGUUUUCUAUCGGUCCAGAAGAAGAAGAAAAACAACAAAAUGUAUACAAGACUUUUAAUCAGAACUAUUCUGACGUAAAAAUAUGUAUAGAUCAUCUUACCCUGUACACCAGCUCAAACCAUUUACAAGACUUAAUAAACAAAGAUGUGACAUAUGA
Syngnathus acus (greater pipefish) is the source of this 8581-nucleotide messenger RNA. Its product is annotated as ankyrin-1-like. Gene Ontology annotation, molecular function: protein binding. The record is from RefSeq and is a predicted model, not a curated record. Lineage: Eukaryota; Metazoa; Chordata; Actinopteri; Syngnathiformes; Syngnathidae. Bases 260 to 5938 code for a protein of 1892 amino acids. Gene Ontology annotation, biological process: signal transduction. The transcript is spliced from 44 exons.